CACAUCCAAAAUGACAUUCGAACUAAUUUCAAGCCAAGAUUUUCGAGCUACAGCUUAUUUUCCUAAUAGCAGGCCCCAAUUAUUAGAUACUUUCUCAAAUCAGCCCUCAACCAACAAGAGCUGGUAGUUAUUCUUGGAGUGAGGUCUAUUAAAUGUGCAUCACUAUGACUAAGAGAGAGAAAGUGACAGAGCUAGAGGGAGAAAGCUUCCAUCACUAUUUUUGGUCUCAUAGGUAUCCUUUACUUGAACCGCAUGUACCCGGUGGACCCAAGCCCUUCUGCUUCCAUCUUUGUUUACCUUUCGCUUUCUUUCACCUCUGUUUCUUGAUUAUCAAUAAUCUGCUUUUUGACUCUUAUCCUUGUAUCUAUAUGUGUAUGUGUAUCUAUACAUCUCAAUUAUUCAAAACCCACAAUGAGAAAAUGAUGGGUACCCAACAUAACAGCCUGCAGGUUUUUUUUCUCCCAUCUUUUUUGUCUGUUUCUGAUACCCUUUUUGCUCAAUUUGAUCCCUUCCUCUCUGUCUUCUCUGUCAUGCAUUUCUCAUGACCAUUCCGCUUUUGUUUCAAGAUUUGUGUGUAUGUGUGUGUGUGUGUGUGUGUGAGAGAGAGAGAGAGAGAGGGUUUUUUUUUCAAAUUUAGUUAGUGAGGAUUUUGGGGUUGGUCAGUGAUUGUAAUUGUGUGAUCAGUUGGUGAUUUUAAGACCCAAUUAGAAGAAACUCUUACUCUCUAGGUGGGUUUUGAAAUAUGGCGUUGCUGUGAGCUGGGUUUGAUGAAUUAGGUGUACUGAACAAUUUGGUGAGGGUUUCAGUUUCUUUUAAGGUGAGAGAGUUCUUUUGUUUCAAGAUUUUUGUUAGAGAGAGAGAGAGAGAGAGGGUUCUUUCACAUUCAGUUAAUGAGCAUUUUGAAGUAGGUUGGUGAUUGUAACUCUGUGUUCAUCUGUAGUUUAAGUCACUCUUUAGUUGGGUUUCGAACGUUGAAGUUGCUGUAAUGUGGGUUUGAAGAAUCGGGUUUGCUGAACAAGUUUGUGAGGGUUUUAGUUUCUGUUGAGGUGAGAUGAGUAUGCAGGAAAACAGUUGUAAAGAGAAGGGUUCGAAUGUGGUUGAGAAAGUUGUGAUUGUUGCUGUUAAAGCAUCUAGAGAAGUCACAAGAACUGCUUUGGUUUGGGCUUUAACUCAUGUUGUUCAACCCGGUGAUUGCGUUAAGCUGCUGGUUGUCAUCCCUGCUCACAGUUCAAAGAAAAAGUUAUGGGGUUUUUCAAGGUUCACCAGUGAUUGCGCUGCUGGUCACUGGAAAUAUCUCUCCGGAACUAUUUCAGAUCAGAAAGACUAUAUUACGGAUUUGUGCUCCCAAAUGAUGCUUCAACUCAAUGAUGUUUAUGAUGCAGAUAAGACAAAGGUCAAGGUAAAAGUCGUUUCUGGCUCACCUUGUGGAGUAGUGGCAUCGGAAGCCAAGAGAGCUCAUACAAGCUGGGUCGUAUUGGAUAAACGGCUGAGAAAAGAGGCAAAACCCUGCAUGGAACAGCUGGAAUGCAAUGUUGUGGUGAUGAAACGGUCUGGACCAAAAGUGCUCCGAUUGAAUUUGGUUGGAUCGCCUAAGACGGAAUCUGAAGUGGCCUGCCCACCAUCAUCCAUGUCAGCAGCAUCUGCGGAACAUCUAAAAAACAAGUAUGACCUGUGGAAUGUGAUCCGGGUGCCAAAUGUGACUCCAGCAAGCAGUCCGGAGCAUACAUCAUUCACUACCACUGAUGCCGGGGCGUCAUCACUGUCAAGUUUAGAUCUAGCGGCCUCUCCUUUUAUCCUCUCUGAAAUCAAUUGGGAUCUAAAGAGAGACAGUUUGGUAUUUAAUGAAGGAAAUCAUAAUCUUGAUGAGUCUGAUUCCGACACUGAGAGUGAAGAGUUGAGUUCCCCUUCCCCUUCAACAAGUUUUUAUUCCCGAUCUUGGAUGGCAGAUAUUCUCAGCUCUGCUAGUGAAUUUUCAAAGCAUUUGGUGGAAGGUUCACAAAGAUCGAAUGUCAAAUCUAUGACUUCCAUGUCUGAUGCCUUGAUGGGGAAGUUCUCUGAGCUUGAUCGAGAACAUGAAAUAGGAAUGCUGAAUCAUAGGUUUGAUUUGGACUUGAACCAAAAUGUGAGAGAAGUGAUAUCAUUAUCAAGAAAUGCACCUCCCGAACCACCCCCAUUGUGUUCAAUAUGUCAGCACAAAGCACCUGUAUUCGGAAAACCUCCAAAGUGGUUCAGCUAUGCUGAACUUGAACAUGCCACAAGGGGAUUCUCACAAGCUAAUUUCUUGGCAGAAGGUGGAUUUGGUUCUGUACACCGAGGGGUCUUAUCGGAUGGGCAGGUUAUUGCUGUCAAGCAAUAUAAAUUGGCUAGUUCUCAGGGUGAUCUUGAAUUUUGCUCGGAAGUGGAGGUCCUAAGUUGUGCACAGCACCGGAAUGUUGUCAUGUUGAUUGGAUUCUGUGUUGAGGAUAAAAGAAGGUUGCUUGUUUAUGAAUAUAUUUGCAAUGGGUCUUUGGAUUCUCACCUUUAUGGUAAUUCCUUUAUAUCCCCAUCUGUUUUGUAGUCUACUGCUGCAAUAAUUUGGAAUGCUCAAUAACGGCAGUGAUUUAUAAGCA
Messenger RNA from Camellia sinensis, 2609 nucleotides. Lineage: Eukaryota; Viridiplantae; Streptophyta; Magnoliopsida; Ericales; Theaceae. The record is from RefSeq and is a predicted model, not a curated record.